Messenger RNA from Phycodurus eques (leafy seadragon), 1819 nucleotides. RefSeq names its product nucleoporin 50 (gene nup50). NCBI's taxonomy places the organism in Eukaryota, Metazoa, Chordata, Actinopteri, Syngnathiformes, Syngnathidae. The record is from RefSeq and is a predicted model, not a curated record. Gene Ontology annotation, biological process: protein import into nucleus. Gene Ontology annotation, cellular component: nuclear pore. The transcript is spliced from 8 exons. Bases 164 to 1342 code for a protein of 392 amino acids.
GCACCCGGGCAAACUCAUGCGGAUGUGUUGCUGAUGCGUGAAAUGGCGGCUUGAGAUAGGCUCGUUUAAAUCACUGCCCUGCUUCUCGUGACAAGAGUCGGCGUGUCAAACCUCGUCUUCCUUCUCGUGCACACUUUGGACUUCUGCCGACACGCAAGGUGCGAUGGCGAAGCGGAUCGCAGACAAAGAGCUGACGGACCGCAACUGGGACCAGGAGGAGGAGGGAGAGGAGGCCGGAACCUUCUCAGUGGCCACGGAAGACGUGAUGAAAAACCGCAACAUCAAGAAGGCCAAGCGGCGGAACGUUGGGCCGGAGGGCGAGGCUGGCGGGGCCUUCAGAGGGUUCAAAGGUUUCUCGGCGAGCGCUUCCUUAACGCCGACGCCCUUCUCCGCCUUCGGCAAUGGCGGCGGGUUCAAGCGCUUGAGCGCUCUGACCAACGGGAGCGGCGGCGUCCUCGCGCCGUCCUUCGCCGCCGCGUCGUCGUCAGCGUCUACGACCGCGAGCGCGCCUGAUGAUUCCUCGGGGCCGGCGUACAACGGUUCGGCCGACGUCGGCGCCAAGCCGGCCAAGGAGUACGGCCGCCAGCUGACGGCGCUCAACUGCUCCGUCCGCGACUGGAUCAGCAAACACGUCGACGACAACCCGCUGUGCGACCUGCAGCCCAUCUUCCGCGACUACGAGCGCCACCUGGCCAGCAUCGAGCGGCAGUACGGCGCGGCGGCGGGCACAGAAGACCGGAAAGCCCGCCCCUCGCUUCCUGCCUCCUCGUCCUCGUUUUCUUUCAAGGACGAGAAGGAGGAGUCGCCUGCUGUCACGUUCAACUUCGGUCAGAAGGUGGACAGCUCUGUGCUGAAGACGGCCACGCCCGCCUUUUCCUUGUUUGGAGGCGCCUCGCAACCCUUUGCUCAGACGGACCGCGCCGCGCCUUCAGAGGCGAACGCGGGCAACGACGACGACGCCUACGAGCCGCCCGAACCCGACGUGAAGGAGAUCAAAGAAGACGACGCCUUCUACUCCAAGAAGUGCAAACUUUUCUACAAGAAGGACGGCGAGUUCAAGGAGAAAGGCGUCGGCACGCUGCACCUCAAAGAGACGGCCGGCGGCAAAACGCAGAUGAUCAUCAGGGCGGACACCAACCUGGGAAACAUCCUCCUCAACGUGCUGCUGCCCGCCGGCGUGCCGUGCUCGCGGGUGGGCAAGAACAACGUGAUGGUGGUGUGCGUGCCCAACCCGCCCGUGGACGACAAGAACCCGGGCACUCCCGUGCCCCUCCUCAUCCGCGUCAAGACCGCCGACGACGCCGACCAGCUGCACCAGACUCUGGAGGAGAAGCAAGGGUGAACGCACACACGUACGUGCACGUCUCCGGUCCCAGCGGGCGUUGAGCUGCGACAUUCCCUCCAGCUUUUAUCUUGCUUUUACUCUUUUAUUUUGGUGGGUUGCGCAUGCCUGUUGGGGUUUCCUGCUGAGCUGAACCACAAGGAGGAACUUUUGGGUUGUUGUUUCCUCCAUCGCAGACUCUGACAGACAGACUUUAGGUUUUUUUUGUUCCAAGUGUCCUUGGCACCGCGCCCCAGACGCCUGUUGGGAAGAACGGAAACAAGAAGUUUGUCAAUCUCGUUUAUUCUGUCAAUGUUGCUGUUAAGAAAGUUUCUCUCGUCUGUCGUGAGUGCUUCGUGACAAGCGACGUGAUGGCCGAACGGACGUGAAGUGUAGCAAAAGCACCGCUCGUGUGACGCUUGAGUCACGUCACAUGUUUGUGUUCCAACUUGAAGAAAACUUAUUAAAAAGUCCAAAUGUCAACAUUGCGCUUCCUGA